This is a messenger RNA of Anopheles coustani, 1367 nucleotides long. Its product is annotated as EGFR adapter protein-like. The record is from RefSeq and is a predicted model, not a curated record. The transcript has 3 exons. The coding region runs from base 1 to 1068 and encodes 355 amino acids. Lineage: Eukaryota; Metazoa; Arthropoda; Insecta; Diptera; Culicidae.
AUGCAGGAAGUGGAAUAUUUUACCGACAAUCUGGUGGCCGGCAUGGAGCAAAAGCCUUCGCGAACAAAGUGUUGCUACGAUGUGCUAGAUUCCCCUAGAAUCACACAAGAGCAGCCAAAGCUGGUGGGCCGAGGAUAUAACAAAUCGAAUGAAAAUGUAAAUUACACCGUCGAUCCACUGUUGCUCACUUCGUCCGACGAGGACAGCAGCGGAUCGCCGACGAGCGAGAUGAACAAUUGCAUCAAGUUCAUGGAGAAACCGACGCUGAUAAAACGCUUCGCUCUCGGGUUCCUGCGUAGCACGGAGGAAAGCUUGCCACUGAUGUGCCAUAAAUCGUCACCCCCCUCGCCCCAAAGGAAGUUCAACGACAUCCUGUCCGAGGACAUCUACACCCUGGACCAGAUCGUGUCGAGUAAGUUCGGCGACUCGUGCAAACAAUCUUUCGUCGGGUCACCACAGCGCCUCCAUCCGAAGUGCAAUGGCUGCUCGAAUGAGGCUCCCACGACGACCGCCGUGGCCGACGGUGUGGAGUACGAGUUCAAGCGCAACCUGAUCCGGCAGACGAACAGUGCCAGCUCCAGUCCGAAGCGCUUCCCGACCGUCACCCCGCCGAAGCACGCCGACAGCCUGAACAGUGUCAGCCUCGGUGAGGACAGCGAGGAACUGGACCGGGCGUCCUGGUUCCAGGCCGGGCUGCCUCGCGAACUAUCACUGGAAGUCCUCACUCAGCAGAGCCCCGGUGCGUUCCUGGUUCGCCGCAGUGCCACCAAGCACGGUUGCUUUGCGCUAUCGCUCCGAGUUCCGCCCGGAUCGGGGCCGAAGGUGGUGCACUAUUUAAUUAUGAAAACCGAGCGUGGAUAUAAAAUUAAGGGCUUCACAAAGGAAUUCUCGUCACUGCGCGCCUUGAUAACACACCACUCGGUGAUGCCCGAAAUGCUUCCGGUCCCACUUUCACUGUCACGGCCUCAGAACAUCCCGAUGAAGUGCAAGCGUACGGACGACUACGAUACGUACAGUGCGUUGAACGAGUUUUCCAAGCUGUUCUCCGAUCUCGACAUCUGUUCGUAGCGAGAAUGCUGAGAGGUUUUGAACAGCUGGUCCAAUGUGGGGCUCUCCGGGAGGAGAGGAGGGUUUGUAGGUGUUUGGAAUAUUUUGAUAAAAUUUCCUCGAAACACGGACGUACGACGGUAGUGACAGCCGGAAGCCGGAAGCAUACGCCGGAUGGUGAAUCGAUGUCGAGGAUGUUUCGCGCUGAUGAGCGUUCGGGGGAGGGAGGAGACCUCUGUCGGCGAAAAAUGAUACAAUGGGUAGGCCAAGGCCGUCGCUGUGCUCCGGUAUCUGCAUACGACAGGCCGUUGUGGAACAGU